Molecule: messenger RNA, 900 nt
Organism: Juglans microcarpa x Juglans regia
Lineage: Eukaryota; Viridiplantae; Streptophyta; Magnoliopsida; Fagales; Juglandaceae
Product: signal peptidase complex subunit 3B-like
Exons: 6
Coding region: 216-719 (167 amino acids)
Biological process (GO): protein targeting to ER
Cellular component (GO): membrane; signal peptidase complex
Source: RefSeq, a predicted model, not a curated record
UUGAUCAAAAAGCUAAAAACCCUCCAACUUUUCUACGAAUGCUGCUGUUCUGUCUCACCCACGUUUUCCUCUCUCUCUCUCUCUCCGUUCCAGAGCAGACCCCAUUGCCGGCUGAAGCAUUAGCAGUGCUGUAAGCAAAACAAGAGGUGUCGGGAAGAAACCAAAAUAAAAUUCAGAAACCCAGAAAGACCCCAAAUUUCUAUUAACCAAGCAAAAUGUAUUCUUUUGGGUACAGAGCCAACGCCUUGCUAACCUUCGCGAUGACCAUUCUGGCCCUCAUGUGUGCCAUGGCCUCUCUCUCCGACAAUUUCAACAGCCCCACGCCCUCAGCCCAUGUCAAGGUGGUGAACAUUAACCGGUUCCAGAAGCAACCGAAGGGUAACGACGAGGUCAGCAUGCAAUUGAAUAUAUCAGCAGACUUACAGUCGUUGUUUACAUGGAAUACAAAGCAGGUUUUUGUGUAUGUAGCUGCUGAAUAUGAAACCCCAAAGAAUUCCUUAAAUCAGAUCUCACUUUGGGAUGGCAUCAUUCCUUCUAAAGAGCAUGCGAAGUUUUGGAUUCAUACCUCAAACAAGUACCGUUUCAUUGAUCAGGGAAGCAAUCUCCGUGGUAAAGAAUUUAAUAUGACAUUGCAUUGGCAUGUCAUGCCCAAGACUGGCAAGAUGUCUGCUGAUAAGAUAGUCAUGUCUGGGUACCACUUGCCAGACGAAUAUAGAUGACUGUGUCUUGUUUGUUGUCACUAUAAUUUCCAACUUCUUUUGAAGAGCAGGAUGGGCAAAUGAGGAAUGGUUUUCAUAUUGGAAUUGGGAUCUGAAGAAAACUUUGCCGUUUAUUACUUGGUCGAAAAUGUGGAAUUUUUGUACUUUUUUGGAGGAUUAAGAUUAAUACUUCAUGAUCCAA